Molecule: messenger RNA, 5646 nt
Organism: Suillus paluster
Lineage: Eukaryota; Fungi; Basidiomycota; Agaricomycetes; Boletales; Suillaceae
Product: glycosyltransferase family 2 protein
Exons: 13
Coding region: 1-5646 (1881 amino acids)
Cellular component (GO): myosin complex; cell periphery; cell septum
Molecular function (GO): ATP binding; cytoskeletal motor activity; chitin synthase activity
Source: RefSeq, a predicted model, not a curated record
AUGGCCUCUACCUCGGCCACUCUCGUGCCCCAGGCCGUAAGCUCAGGCGAGCUUACUGACCUUGUUUCGUCGUCUACAGCUGCCACCGUUUAUCCUACAGAUGAUUCCAUCCUCGCUGUUCUCAGCGCUCGAUUUCGCGCUGAUUUACCCUACACUAGACUCGGAUCCACAAAUCUUGUGGUAGUCAAUCCUUACAAGACACUCGCCAACGUCAACGAUGCUAACGCGAAGGAGUACGAAGAGAGAUGCUACAAGGACACCAAGCUGGGCUUGGCAGAUUCUCGGAGACCACCUCAGCCUCACUUAUAUGAGCUAGCAGCGAAAAUUUAUCUCCUUAUGAGAAGGAGGAACGAGUCUCAAGCAAUUGUCACUCGGGGAAUCUCAGGCUCGGGAAAGACUACAAGCAGUCGCCUGCUCGUAGACCAGAUUUUGCGCCUUUCGGCUCACUCCAAACGAGAGGCCAAAAUUGCCGAGCAAAUCAAGUCUUUCUCGCUGCUGCUCGAGUCUUUCGGAAAUGCAAAAACUGCUGUGAACCCAAAUGCCUCGCGUUACACACGCUACACGGAGCUUCACUUCAACGACCGCGGGCGUAUCAGCGCUGCGAAGGUUCUGGCCUUUGGGCUUGAUAAGUCCCGCUUGACACGCUUGUCGCAUGAAGAACGAUCUUACCAUGUGUUCUACCAACUUCUUGCCGGAGCUACCCCAAUGGAACGUGACUACAUGGGUCUGGAAGGUCCUUCCGACUAUGCCCUGUUGGCAUCAUCCAGUUGCUACCACUUACCUGCCGGCCCAUUCAGUGAUGACGGUAUCGCAAUGGAUGAGUUGCGAGACGCCUUGAAGACGUUAGGUUUCAAGUCCAAGCACGUUUCAUCAAUAUUUAGCGUGCUCGCUGCUAUCCUGCUGCUUGGCAACCUCGAAUUCGGGGAGGCCGAUGCACAGGACGUCUCUGCAUACAUCCUGAACGUACCAGUUCUCCAACAGGCAGCAAAGCUGUUGGGCGUUUCCCCUGAAGAACUCAGCGACACGCUGACGUACAAAACGAGCUAUGUCCGCAAGGAGCUGUACACCGUGCUACUCAAUGUGCAGCAAAGUGCAGCACAGCGGGAUCAGCUAGUUCGCGAUCUCUAUGCAAUCCUGUUCGCAUUCGUGGUGGAAACAGCCAAUUUCAAGCUAGCCCCCGCCUCCCUAAACCCUACAUGUUCCGCCACUCGCAUUGUGCUGCUUGACCAAGCAGGUCAUCAGACGCGGGCACCUUUGGGGUCGAGUGGCCCAACUCCCCUAAUCUCUGCUCAUCGGAAUGGUUUUGAUGAUUUCUGCAUCAAUUUCACCGACGAAAUCGUACAAUCCCACAUCCUCCACACCGUUUUCGAUGACAGCACAGGGUUUAAUAGUCGUGUCAUUGCUGAUGGGAUCUCGCUACCGGCCGUCGUUGCUGUGGGCAACUCAGCCUGCACUGAGCUUCUUCGGGGCCCAUAUACCACUGAGAAAGCGUCACGGAAACCUGGCGGUCUCCUGGGUGUCGUUGACAAGGCUGUAACGUCCUUCAAAUCAGGGCGUGCGGGCGAUCAGCGGAAUGCUGAGCUGUUGCAGGAUUUGGUUGCCAAGUUUGGUGUGCACUCGUCGUUCAUUACAGCACCGUCCGCGGACGAGAGGAGAUCAUUCGGGAUCAACCACUAUGCAGGUCCCUGUUCAUACGAUAUUAGCAACUUCGUGGAGAAGGAUGCUGACAUGCUUGACCCUGCUUGCGUCACUCUCCUUCGCAGCUCAACUGAUGCAUUUAUUGCGAAGCUCAUGUCGGGUCCCAGCUUGUCUACGGAAAAGCACCAGAGUGAUGAGGAAACUAUCGUCCAAGCUCAGGUAUCUUCCCGCCCCCUUCGCACGCUCACUCAUUUGGGAGAAAGCUCGAACGAGAACCCUCGCCUAAACCCAUCCAAAAUCUAUCCCGUCACUACCCAGCUCAACCAGACGCUUUGGGAGGUCUUGUCCAACAUCGAGAAUGUGCCGAUGUGGACCAUCACGUGCAUUCGUCCCAAUGAUACUGGAUUCUCCAACUCCCUUGACAGGCGUCGCGUCAAAGCGCAAAUCAGGGCUCUGCUACUCCCAGACAUUGUGUCGAGGAAACAGGUUGAGUUUGUUGUAGAAUUUGAUCAGGCAGAGUUUUGUGACAGAUAUCGUCCUACUAUGCGCGGAUCGGACGCUGAGCGCAUGCGUCAGUGUGCCCAGUCUAACGGCUGGAGAGAGGGCAUCGACUUUGAGAUUGGAAAUCAGAGGAUCUGGCUGUCGUACUCGGCAUGGAAGAUGGUAGAAGAUGUCGUGCGUUCUGAGGAGAAAGAGCAGAAGAAGCUUUCUCGCGAGGAUUCACAAGAGGACGAGAGCGCCAUGCUCGAUGAUGCCACAGACUACCCUGGCGAUGAACGGCAAAACCCGAAACCUUCCGAAGCGCCACCUCCCCUUAUGUCUAAAUCUGCCAUCUUAUCCACAGAUAACGCUCCCGAGAUGUUAGAGGAACAGCUGCCAACCACCCGAACCCGACGUUACUGGCUUUAUCUCGUUUACUUCUUCACCUGGUUCGUUCCCGACUUCCUGUUAUCGUGGCUAGGUCGUAUGAAGCGUCCUGACAUGCGCCUUGCGUGGCGAGAGAAAGUCACCAUCUGCAUCCUCAUCGUCCUCGGAAAUGCCAUUGUCCUCUUCUACAUCAUCGCCUUCGGUGUCAUUCUCUGCCCGAACUUCAAGUAUGCGUGGACGGAGAAUGAAGUGGCUCAACAUGUGACUAGCAAUGAUUACUAUGUCUCCAUUCAAGGCAGGGUCUACGACGUCUCCAAUUUCAUUCGUGGUGACCACAGCGACAUCGUGGGGGAGGCAAGUAAUGGUGCGGAUACCCUGUCGGGGCUCGCUGGUACCGAUUUGACCUACUACUUCCCCCCUCCCUUAAAUGUGGCAUGCGCGGGUCUUGUCAGCGACCAGACGAUGAAAAUUACUCCACAGAACAGUACCCUACUCCUGUUCCCGCAAGCCAUGCAUUCCUCCGGAUACAAUGCUCCGACGACUCCCACAGCUCUCGACAACCAGGACUGGUACACUGCGACCUUCAGACCAAAGAUCGAUCAGUAUUAUCUUGGUCCAUUGGUUUGGGAGACAAGCGACGUCUACGCUCAGGGUACCCAAGCCACGACUCCGCGAUCAUGGGCAAUUUACGACGGCAGUAUCUAUGAUUUGACGGACUAUCUCUACACCCUGAACAUGAUCGACCUGGACGUUCCCCAGUACAACUUCCUUGACCCGAACCUCGUUGCACUCUUUGAGCAACAAGCCGGACAGGACAUCACUAGCGCUUUGAACACAAUCUUGGCCGCCAUGGGUACUGCGAAUAGUACUGCGAAUAUGGACUGCCUUGCCAACGCCUUCUACUGGGGAGAGACAGAUUUCCGAUACACUCCUAGAUGUCAAGUGCAGAACUAUCUUUUGCUUGCGUUCUCCAGUAUCAUCAUGGCCUCGAUGGGGUUGAAAUUCCUUGCUGCGCUCCAACUCAAUACCAAACGCUUUCCUGAGUUAUUGGAUAAGUUCGUGUUGUGCCAGGUCCCUUGUUACACGGAAGGAGAGGACUCCCUUCGCCGCACAAUCGACUCGCUUGCCGCUUUGGACUACGACGACAAGAGGAAGCUGAUCUUUGUCAUUUGUGAUGGGAAUAUCAUUGGUAGCGGUAACGAGCGGCCGACACCUGCCAUCGUUCUUGACAUCCUUGGCGUUGACCCAGCAAAUGAUCCUGAGCCUCUAAUGUUCAAAUCGGUCGGAGAGGGCUCGCAGAAGCUCAACUACGGCAAGGUAUACUCUGGAUUGUAUGAGUUCGAGGGCCAUGUUGUUCCAUACAUUGUCGUCGUGAAGGUCGGGAAGCCAAGUGAACGCUCGAAACCCGGCAACCGUGGCAAGCGUGACAGUCAGAUCCUGGUGAUGCAGUACUUGAACAGAGUGCACUUCAACGCAUCCAUGUGCCCGCUAGAGCUCGAGAUAUAUCAUCAGAUGAGGAAUGUUAUUGGCAUUGAUCCCCGCUCCGUAACUCCCCAAUCUCUUAACCGUCUAGUGGCAGCGACGAUAUCAGAUUCCAACAUAGUUGGCAUUUGUGGCGAAACGAAACUCCAGAAUGAAGAGGGAUCCUGGUGGACCAUGAUCCAGGUAUACGAGUACUAUAUCUCCCACAACUUGUCCAAGGCGUUUGAGAGUCUCUUCGGCUCAGUUUCUUGUCUGCCCGGCUGCUUCACGCUGUACCGCAUCCGCACCACUGACAAAGGCCGACCGCUCAUAAUCUCCAAUCGUGUAAUUGAUGAGUAUGCUGAUUGUAACGUGGACACUCUGCACAAGAAGAACCUGUUCUCCCUCGGCGAAGAUCGAUUCCUGACAACAUUGUUGAUGAAGCAUUUCCCUAACUUCAAGACCAAGUUCACUCCAGAUGCAGUUGCGCGUACCAUGGCACCGAUAUCCUGGAGAGUGCUGUUUUCACAACGCAGGCGUUGGAUCAACUCGACUGUUCACAACUUGUGCGAGCUUGCUGUUCUCCCUGAUCUUUGCGGAAUCUGCUGUUUCUCGAUGAGGUUCUUCGUCUAUCUUGAUCUGAUCGGUACUUUGUUGAUUUGGCUGAUCAUCGAGGUCGCAACCGGACAAUCGCCAUUCCCUCUGAUUUCCAUAAUCAUGUUGGCAGCGGUGUAUGGUCUUCAAGCUCUUAUCUUCAUAAUCAGACGAGAGUUCAUGCUUGUUGGAUGGAUGGUGGUCUAUCUUCUUUCGUACCCGGUUUACAGCUUCUUCCUGCCCAUAUAUUCAUUCUGGCGGAUGGACGAGUUCGGUUGGGGUAAUACCCGUAUCGUGCUCGAUGAUGGCGGAAGCAAGAAGGUCAUCGCGACCAACAACGAUGUCAAGUUCAACGAGUCUAUGAUACCGUACAAGAAGUUCAGUGACUAUGAGGCUGAGCAUUGGGGUGACAAUCAGUCCGGCAACUCGUAUGGAACGCCUCCUGAUCUCAACCAAGCCAACUCCAUGUAUCUUUCCGCCCCUCAGCCACGUCUUCCAUCGGGCUCACAACGCCCGUCCGUCUACGAGUAUGGCCGCUCUGAGUCAGGAGGAGACCAUGACUUCUACCGUGACACAAACAUGAUACAAAGUAACUCGUCGCAUCCCCACCUGCCCGCACCUUCGCGGCCAAGCUCUCGUGCCGUAUCUGACCUCAACCGUCCGCCACCUCAGAUGGCCAACUGGAGAGGACCCUCGCAAGAAAGGAUCAAUAUGUUCACUCCGUCCAAUUCGGGUCCACACGGGAGUGUGUAUGCCAUGACGCCGCCCGACUCACGUGUGGCAUCUGGAGUCUUUAACCGCUCCAUGUCCCCCGCCAUAAGCUUAAGUGGUCCUCCUCAGCCUUUCAAUGGAGGAAUGCGCCCGACGUCGACGUUCUCCAUGGCCACGACUGUGUUUGCCGGUCCCAGCCCGAACCCCAACCCCUCGGAUGAGGAGCUGUACAACGCACUCAGAAACUUUUUGAGCACUCAAGACUUGAUGACCGUUACAAAGAAGUGCGCUAUCGCCGCUCGCUUCCCCCGCGCGGACUUGACGCCUCGCAAGGACUUCUUGAACCAAUCCAUUGAUAACAUUCUUUCGCAUUAA